AUGUAUAACUGUGAGCCAGCACGCUCGCCGUGGCAAAAAAGCUUCCAAAUGGAGGGCCGCAUUUUUGUGAAACAGGCAGAGGCUCUGGCUAAUUACACCAGAAAACAUCCGGAAAAUUAUGAUUAUGAGCAAAACUGCAAUGUUCAUAGAGGGCUUAUCAGACUAUGGUCUCAAAUAGCGCGAGUGAAAGGCACUGGGCUUGAUAUGGUUGCGGAAACCCCAAGAUGUUCUCUCGUUCUUAAGCAACGCAGCUAUUGGUUCAUCCGGGAUCUUGCAGACCAGACUGAGUUUGAAGACGAUUGCGAUGAGAUAGAGGCCCGCCUGGAGGCACUGGCGGUAAAGGUCCAACAACGCGAGUUAGAGAACCUUUGGAUUGCUGGAGUCCUUGAGUCGACGGCUUUGCAUAUUCAGGACAAAUUCCAUGUAUAG
This is a messenger RNA of Penicillium psychrosexuale, 429 nucleotides long. RefSeq lists its product as uncharacterized. The record is from RefSeq and is a predicted model, not a curated record. The coding region runs from base 1 to 429 and encodes 142 amino acids. The transcript has a single exon. Lineage: Eukaryota; Fungi; Ascomycota; Eurotiomycetes; Eurotiales; Aspergillaceae.